AUGAUAUCAGGAAUGGUCAUCAUCCUAUUUCUCACUGGUCAUGUAAGCACAGGGCCCGGGACCACCCCAAACUUAAAACAAAUUGUGAUUGGCCGGUGUUAUGAGUACAUUAUUCUGGUGAACCCCACUUUUAGGUAUAAAUGUGAGGAGAUAUGGUGUGAGUUUGAGGAAACGGUAAUCAGAAAAUCGCCAUGUAAUGUAAAGGUGAAGGAUUAUGAGAGAAUGUUUCAACUCACCCCUCAGACUCUUACCUGUGACAAACUGCUGUUCUGGAGCAAAACACGGGAAUUAAUGCAGAGCUAUGCAGCUGUUACUAGAAGCUUCUGGACCUUGGAGAACACAUUGGUGGGAUUCAUGUUCAAUAAACUCAUCUGGUGUGGUCAGAAGGAAAGAGGGAGAGGCUUCGAUUAUCAGUCCUGUCCAGAAUGGUCGAAAUGUACGACCCAUCCUGUGUACUCACUGUGGAAACAAGCAUCACAAAAUUUUGCUGCAGCAGCCUGUGGAAAUGUUACAGUGCUUCUAAAUGGAUCAAAUGAGAACGCGUUCGAUAGAGAAAGCAUGUUUGGCAGUGUGGAGCUGGACAAUCUGAACCCCAGGAUGGUGUCACAUGUCCAUAUUAAAGUUGUACCAAAUCUGGAGGGUCCAUAUGUAGAAUCCUGCUCAAAUGGUUCUAUUCCUAAGCUCAUAAAUAUUCUACAGACCAGAGGGUUCCGAUGGUCCUGUUCUGACAGUGAUGUAACCCUGAUGUUACUCCAGUGCAUUAACAACCCAAAACACUCAAUCUGCAGAACAGCAUCCAGCAGCACUGAACAGAAGAAUAGCCCUCAUCUCUAGUGCUGUUUACAACAUUGUUAAUAGAUUUUAAGAACCUUUUUUACCGUACUUGUACAUCAUUUACUCACUUAUGUUUAGCAGACAUAUACUAUGUGACCUAUAUAUGACAGGCAGACAUUCACCUUCAGGAUUUUCUACUACAGAACAGACCACCGCCAUGUUUGACUUUUCGUAUGACGUUCUUAUAGUGGAAUGUAGUGUUUAUGCCUUUGACAGAAUAUUAAAUUGUUUCCAAUGAUUAAGUUGGUCAGCCAAACGUUUAAGUCAUUUUUUGUAGAUUGUAGUUAAAUAAAG
Messenger RNA from Trichomycterus rosablanca, 1128 nucleotides. Its product is annotated as ADP-ribosyl cyclase/cyclic ADP-ribose hydrolase 1. The coding region runs from base 1 to 834 and encodes 277 amino acids. The record is from RefSeq and is a predicted model, not a curated record. The transcript is spliced from 9 exons. Gene Ontology annotation, biological process: positive regulation of B cell proliferation. Gene Ontology annotation, molecular function: NAD+ nucleosidase activity; phosphorus-oxygen lyase activity. Gene Ontology annotation, cellular component: plasma membrane. NCBI's taxonomy places the organism in Eukaryota, Metazoa, Chordata, Actinopteri, Siluriformes, Trichomycteridae.